GCAGCCAAAACGGGUCUGCCGGUGUGGAUGUUGGGGUUGGCCGCCGAUCGGUUGCUAGCAGACGCGAACCGUCUGCUCGCAUUCCUCUUCCACCAGGGGAUACUCGACGAGCAAUUCUUGCGGCUCCAACAACUGCAAGAUGAAUCGUCGCCAAACUUCGUGUCGGAAGUCGUCAACAUUUAUUUCCACGAAUCGGAGAAGCUCCUGAGGAACCUCAGAUCAUUGCUGAUGGAUAGAGAGUUCUCGGAUUACAGUAAGAUGGGAAUCCAUUUGAAUCAGUUCAUGGGGAGCAGCUCGAGCAUUGGUGCUAAAAGGAUAAGAAAUGUCUGCGUCGCGUUUCGAGCCGCUUCUGAGCAGAACAACCGUGCUGGGUGCCUGAAAGCAUUAGAGCUGCUAGAACAUGAGUAUUGUUUCCUCAAGAAUAAAUUGCAUGAACUCUUCCAGAUACAGCAGCAAAGAGUGCUAGCUGCUGGUGCAAGAUACCCAAUGCAGAACUAA
Molecule: messenger RNA, 498 nt
Organism: Hibiscus syriacus
Lineage: Eukaryota; Viridiplantae; Streptophyta; Magnoliopsida; Malvales; Malvaceae
Product: pseudo histidine-containing phosphotransfer protein 6-like
Exons: 4
Coding region: 28-498 (156 amino acids)
Biological process (GO): phosphorylation; cytokinin-activated signaling pathway; phosphorelay signal transduction system
Cellular component (GO): cytoplasm; nucleus
Molecular function (GO): protein histidine kinase binding; histidine phosphotransfer kinase activity
Source: RefSeq, a predicted model, not a curated record